Messenger RNA from Fusarium verticillioides 7600, 162 nucleotides. RefSeq lists its product as hypothetical. The coding region runs from base 1 to 162 and encodes 53 amino acids. The record is from RefSeq and is a predicted model, not a curated record. NCBI's taxonomy places the organism in Eukaryota, Fungi, Ascomycota, Sordariomycetes, Hypocreales, Nectriaceae. The transcript has a single exon.
AUGGCUCGCGACUCGCAAAUUGCGGCCGACAGAGGUGGUGGCGAUGGCGUCGAGUUCAAGCUCAACCUUCGACCUGGGGUCCUUUAUCGGACCUGGAGCCGUCCGGACCGCGGCUUGUUGGCCGAGAUAACGGAACCCCACAGAGAGAAAGGUCCCGGAUAG